This is a messenger RNA of Odontomachus brunneus, 2670 nucleotides long. It is a transcript of the gene Usp5, whose product is annotated as ubiquitin carboxyl-terminal hydrolase 5. The transcript is spliced from 13 exons. NCBI's taxonomy places the organism in Eukaryota, Metazoa, Arthropoda, Insecta, Hymenoptera, Formicidae. Gene Ontology annotation, biological process: protein deubiquitination. Gene Ontology annotation, molecular function: zinc ion binding; protein binding; cysteine-type deubiquitinase activity. The record is from RefSeq and is a predicted model, not a curated record. Bases 190 to 2607 code for a protein of 805 amino acids.
ACCUGCGUAGCCGUUCUGUCUUGUCUCUGUUUUCAAUUCAUGCAGCAUCAUCGAUAACCAAAACCGGUGGUGAUCGUGCUGGUUAGGUUAAGUUAGGUCAAAAGUCAUUAGCCCGGAUUUCGCGCGGUUUGCCGUGACAGUUCGAAGAAUAAGGGAAAUUGCUGAAUACCGACAUUUUCUUUCUUCGUCAUGGACGAAUUGGCGCAACAUUUAGGAAAGAUACGGAUACCGCGACCCGGUGACAAGAUAUAUAAGGACGAGUGUGUUUACUCCUUCGACACGCCAGACACGCCCACCGGUCUCUACAUUAGUCUUACUACUUUUAUCGGCUUGAGCCAGGAUCACGUUCUACGAUAUCACCAGCAAACUGGCAAUCCUAUCUUUCUUCAUAUAAAACGUAUAAAGAAAGAGAUUCCAUCUGCACAGCAAGGAGAUGGUCCUGAAAAAAAGAUCACUAGGCUUGCCAUCGGAACAGCUGGUGGAUUUACACCCGACCAACAGAAGUAUACUUAUCAUGACACUUAUCAGAUAGUUAUCCUACCAAACUUCACGAGUAUUGCAUAUCCAGCCAAUGAUUUACCUGAACAGCUGGUAUUUGCAGUCAAAGCUAUACUAGAGGCAGAAUCCGCAUCAAAGUUGGCAGAAGUGGAGGCCUUAGCUGGCACGUGGGAUGGUGAAAUCAAAGUAGUUUCAAAGCAUGCUGCAAACUUGAAGCAACUGGACAAUGGAAAGAAAAUCCCGCCAAGUGGCUGGAAGUGCGAGAAAUGCGAGCUCACGCAGAAUCUCUGGCUUAAUCUGACCGACGGAAGUGUGCUUUGCGGCCGGAAAUUCUUCGAUGGAACCGGCGGCAACGACCACGCGGUGGAACACUAUCGGACGACCAAUUAUCCUCUGGCCGUGAAGCUGGGCACGAUCACGAAGGAAGGAAAGGGCGAUGUGUUUUCUUACGACGAGGACGACAUGGUGGAAGAUCCGAACUUGGCAGUGCAUCUGUCGCAUUGGGGCAUCAAUGUAGCGCAGAUGGAGAAGACUGACAAGUCAAUGAUCGAGCUGGAACUCGAUCUAAAUCAAAAGUUCGGCGAGUGGGUUGCUCUUCAAGAGACGGCCAGCAAGCUCACGCCGAUGUACGGUCCUGGAUACACCGGCUUGGCCAAUCUUGGGAACUCCUGCUAUCUGAACAGUGUCAUACAAAUGCUGUUCAUUAUCCCUGAUUUCAUUAAAAGAUUUGUGAAUGGAGCACCGAGAAUAUAUGAGCGGAAUUACAAUGAUCCGGCAAACGAUUUUAACAUUCAAAUGGCGAAACUGGGCACCGGCUUGCUCUCCGGCAAGUAUUCGGAAGAGCCGACCAAAUCCGGUGGCGCAGAGAACGAUGAGUCGCGGCAAGGUAUUCCCCCGCGGAUGUUUAAGGUCCUGGCCGGUCGCGGUCAUGCCGGCUUCUCCUCAAAUCGGCAACAGGAUGCACAGGAAUUCCUCCUUCACUUAAUUGACAUACUCGAUCGUCACAGUCGGCACGAGGUAAACCCUAUGGAUUGUUUUAAAUUUAGAGUGGAGGAGAGAUAUCAAUGUGGCAAAUCGAAAAAAGUCAAAUACACCUACCGACCAGAAUAUAUCCUGCCACUGCCGAUACCAUUGGAAGCCGCGGUGAAUAAGGACGAAGUGGCCGCAUACGAGAACCUGAAGAAGGAAGCCGAAGCGAAAGGGCAGAAGCUAGAUUCCAACGCUCUCGUGAGACCGCGUUUGAAGCUGUCCUCGUGCCUGGAAACGUUUAUUCGUUCAGAAACUGUGGAGCAGUUUUACAGCUCGGCAUUGAACGGCAGAACGACGGCGUACAAAACCACAAGACUGGAUAGCUUCCCGGAUUACUUGCUGAUACACUUGAGAAAAUACACAGUGCAAGAGGAUUGGACUCCCAUCAAGUUGGACGUGGCGGUGGAGAUGCCGGAUACGUUGGACCUGAGCUACUUACGCGGCACCGGUUUGCAACCCAGCGAAGAAUUACUGCCAGAGACCGCUGGCGCAGAACCACCACCUCCUGUCUACGACACGGCUAUACUGAAUGAAUUGGCGGAAAUGGGUUUUCCGCCGGAGGCGUGCAAGCGGGCGCUAUAUUUCACGGAAAACCGGGGUCUGAGAGAAGCAACCAAUUGGGUGAUGGAACAUAUCGCGGACUCCGAUAUCGCCGAACCCUUCGUGCCACCGGGAGUCGACGUUAAGCCGGGCAAAGCUGAUUUUGUAGCGAAUGAGGAGGCCUUAACGAUGGUCAUGGGCAUGGGCUUCACGCAAGAUCAAGCGAUGAAGGCGCUCAGAGCGACCGAUAACAAUUUGGAACGUGCGGUCGAGUGGAUUUUCAGUCAUCAGACCGAGCUCGAUGCUCAGGAGUCGGAAGGCGAUGGUGCGCAAGCGAAGGAACUAUUCAGAGACGGGAAUCCUCGAUACAAACUGGUGGGUUUUAUAUCUCAUAUGGGCACGUCAACAAUGGUAGGCCAUUACGUUUGUCACUUGCUGAAGGAGGACCGAUGGGUGAUAUAUAAUGAUGAUAAAGUCGCCUUAUCGGAAAAUCCGCCGAAAGAAUUGGGAUACCUGUACUUGUACCAACGGACCGAUUAGUAAAACUGCUGUUUUGUAUAAAGAUGUAUUGCUUUUUAACAAUAAAAAAUAAUGCGAAUCGAA